ACCUUGGCGGCCAGCGGGACAGACCUGCCGUGGAGCGAUUGACAGGCUGCAGGGCAGAGUUGGCUGUGCGCGUGGACGCGGCUGCGGCAACGCGGAGAGCGGGAACGCCGGGAUGUGGAGCGGGUCCCUGGCCAGUUGACUGGAACCUUCCGAUUCGAGAUGGAGAUGGGUCUGUGCUGACCGGCAGUCUGGAGUAGAGCAGCACAGACCCUGAGACUUGAGUGAGCCCUUCCCACAUCCCUCACCCACUCCCAUCUGUUAGGACCAUUAUUCCUGUUCUUGGCCAAUCGAUUAGGAGAUCCUGCCCCGUGUUCACAAAGCCCACCCCAACCAGACGAGGGCCUCCCGACGGGCCUCUCAGCUGUCUCAGUCCCCUGGAAAAACCUUGGCCUCAGCAAAGAUCACAGGGAGUCCCCAGGAAGCCUGGUGGAAGCCUCUGCAUCCCGGAAGGAGGCCCAGGGUGAAGAACACUCAGCAGCUGUUCCGCUGGAUGUGUCACGCCUGCGCAGCUCCUCCAUGGAGAUCCGAGAGAAGGGCUCAGAGUUCCUGAAGGAGGAGCUGUACAAAGCCCAGAAGGAGCUGAAGCUGAAAGAUGAGGAGUGUGAACGGCUUUGCAAGGUGCGUGCACAGCUGGAGCAAGAGCUGGAGGAACUGACAGCCAGCCUGUUCGAGGAAGCUCACAAGAUGGUUCGGGAAGCCAACAUGAAGCAGGCUGCAUCAGAAAAGCAGUUGAAGGAGGCUUGGGGCAAGAUUGAUAUGUUGCAGGCAGAGGUGACAGCCUUGAAGACACUGGUCAUCACAUCCACGCCAGCCUCUCCCAACCGUGAGCUCCACCCACAGCUGCUGAGCCCCACCAAGGCUGGACCCCGAAAGGGCCAUUCACGCCAUAAGAGUACCAGCAGUUCCCUCUGCCCAGUUGUGUGCCCCACUGCAGGGCAUAUUCCUACCCCAGACAAAGAAGGCAAGGAGGUAGAUACGACCCUAUUUUCAGAGUUCCAGGCUUGGAGGGCAUCACCUACCCUGGAUAAGGACUGCCCCUUCCUGGAAAGGGUAUACCGGGAGGAUGUGGGCCCCUGCCUCGACUUCACAGUGCAGGAGCUCUCAGCUAUGGUGCGGGCGGCUGUGGAGGACAACACACUCACCAUCGAGCCUGUGGCUUCACAGACUCUGCCCGCUGCAAAGGUGCCCACCGUUGAAUGGAACACCACGAACACGUGUGCCCUGAGCGGACUGGCCCGUACCUGCCACCACCGAAUCCGCCUCGGGGACUCCGAGAGUCAUUAUUACAUCUCACCGUCAUCCCGGGCCAGGAUCACUGCAGUAUGCAACUUCUUCACCUACAUUCGCUACAUCCAGCAAGGCUUGGUUCGGCAGGAUGCUGAGCCGAUGUUCUGGGAGAUCAUGAGGCUUCGGAAGGGGAUGUCACUAGCCAAGCUUGGCUUCUUCCCCCAGGAGGCCUAGGGCACAGCCCCAGGCCUGAAUUAGGCUCUGAGCUAGCGCAAAUGGUUGCCUUGGUGCAGAAAUCCCGGAGCCCGCUUGAGCCAGAAGCUGAAAGGACAGAUAAACAGCCAGGCUGUUGAGACAGAACUAAGCCAGUCCUACCCGUUCCUCCUGGGACAGACGGAAGGACAGCCUGCCCUGGACUUCAUGAGAUGAACCUCUUGCCCACUGGGCUCUGUUGCCACCAAGAGAAUUUCAAGAAAGCACCAAAGACCAAGGAGCUGGGAGCCAUGUCGGGGAGAGGCUCAGCCCUAGGGAGGGUACCCUUGAGCAGCCAGUACCCCCUCUACAAUGUCCUGCUGCUUCCCAAUGCUGUUCCUGUCUUCAGAAAGGGAUUGUUCUAGGGUGACUGGAUUUCCAGAGUGUGCUCCGUUACAGCCUCUAAGCCCUGGGUCACCAGCACCCCCUUGUGGCCAUCUCUCACCCUGUUCCCAGGUGACCUCAUUAGAUGGCCCCAGUGGUGGGGCAAGUGUCUCCAAUCUAAACACAGUGGAGGGAUAACUGCCCCCAGAGUGCUCUGAAAAUGAGUCCAACCCGCCCCCCAGCCCCUCCAUUCCUCUGCAUAGAGGCCUCUCUUUCUCCUCCCUCCCUACGUCAACCCCAUCUCCAGGAGGUCCUGGUCCUAAAAUUGCCAAAGGCCUGUGCCCUUUCUUCCCAAAAUGUGCCACCAGGGGAGCCUCAGGAUGUAGUUGUGGGCAGGGGCCCCGAAUGUGGGACUGGAUGGAUUGGGCAAGCUACAUAGGAUCCGGACCCUGUUUUACCCAUCAUAGCCCCCUGGGAACUGGGCUUGGGGUAUCCAACCUGGACGUGUCCCUCACCACGCCCCAUUUCCUUCAAGUGGAAUGUAACACGAUCUCUAUUUAAUAAAGGAAGGCUUUGUUGGUAGGGGC
Messenger RNA from Alexandromys fortis (reed vole), 2390 nucleotides. It is a transcript of the gene Rab3il1, whose product is annotated as RAB3A interacting protein like 1. Gene Ontology annotation, biological process: exocytosis. NCBI's taxonomy places the organism in Eukaryota, Metazoa, Chordata, Mammalia, Rodentia, Cricetidae. The transcript has 11 exons. Gene Ontology annotation, molecular function: guanyl-nucleotide exchange factor activity. The record is from RefSeq and is a predicted model, not a curated record. Gene Ontology annotation, cellular component: Golgi to plasma membrane transport vesicle. The coding region runs from base 517 to 1461 and encodes 314 amino acids.